GUCAGGCAUUUGGUACCACAAGUCCCUGUAGCAGGCUGCUAAAUCCUAAGCUAGGGCAGCAUCCUAUUGUCAGUGAAUGAUGGCGGAGCUGAGUGGCUUGUCAUCAUUCUCGAAAAUUCUGAGCCUAGUGAGCUCUCUCUCCCUCUCCUACUUGCCUUAUUUUCCUUUCCGCCACUGCGGGGACUUUUUCUAAUUUGCAGCUUCCCUUUCCCUCCCCGGCACACACAGAUAGGAGCUGGUGGCUUUCAGACUGCGUCUGUCUGGAGCUAGAGAGGCAGAGCAAAGGGAGUGUUCUUGAAGCAGGUUUCUGCAGCAGCGCUUACAGACUGGAUUUGGGAGCCCUGCUGCAUACGCACCGAUUCUUCAGCUUGUCUCCAACAGAGGAAGCACUGAUUGGGAACCACUCAGUCAGAAAAUUAAAAGAAAGAAGCCAGAACACACCACCAGCCCUUUGAGAACACAGCAUAACAAACUUCACUACUUUACCACUUCCUUGACGAGCAGGAGACAGUACAGAGCUCUUAAAGAUGGCGGAUGAGCGGAAAGACGAAGGAAAGGCACCACACUGGACAGAGGCAGCUGCACACCCUCACCCUCCAGAGAUGAAGGACCAAGGCGGGGCAGAGGAAGGGCUGAGCCGCAGCGCCAAUGGAUUUCCAUACAGAGAGGAGGUGGAGGGUGCCUUCGGGGAGCACAGUUCACAGGGCACCUAUUCAGAUACCAAAGAGAAUGGGAUCAAUGGAGAACUGACCUCGGCUGACAGGGAAACAGCAGAGGAGGUAUCUGCAAGAAUAGUUCAAGUCGUCACGGCUGAAGCUGUGGCAGUCGUGAAAGGUGAACAGGAGAAGGAAGCCCAACACAAGGACAAGCCUGCAGCUCUGCCUUUAGCAGCAGAAGAAACAGCUAAUUUGCCACCGUCCCCACCACCAUCGCCAGCCUCAGAACAAACAGCAGCAGUGGAGGAAGAUGAAGGGGCUGAGGAUCAAGUGGGUCCUCUACACAGGUUCCCCAGCCAUGAGCCUGCCACCAGCGGGGAGAGGCGUAGGCUCCUAGCCCCCUCCAUCUCCGUGUCUGUGCCUGAUGAUGAGCCUUACAAUUCGGAUGAGGAGUACUAUGAGCAUCCUUUGUUCAGCUCAGAAUGGACUAGUGUGCUCCCCAGUGUCACAGCGCAGAGUGCAGAGGCCCCCUUAGGCCGGGAGAAAGAAGAAGAAACUCUAGAGGGUGCGGUGGCUGAGGAAAUGAAACCUGCCGCUCUUCCGGGGAAAGAGUGUGGGGCUGCUAAACCCCCAGCCCAGCCCCAGGGCCUCAGUGAGGGCCGAGCGGAAUCUAGUGCAGAGGAGCAUGUAGUUCCAGAAGACAGUGCCCUGGCAGGGGCUCCGCAUGAGAAAAGUGUAAAAGAGGUCACGGAAGUGGCUCCAGAAGUAAAAAUCCCUUCCUCUGCCAAGGAAGAUUUACUUACAGCCUCGAAGAUGGAAUUCCCUGAGCAGCAGAAACUGCCUUCCUCUUUCGCUGAGCCUUUAGACAAGGAUGAAAAGGAGUUCAAGAUGCAGAGCAAGCCUGGUGAAGACUUUGAACACACUGCCUUAGUUCCUCAGCCAGAGACAACUAAAACUCCCCAUGACAAAAAGGAUAUCCAAGGCGCAGAAGGAGAAAAGUCACCUACCAUUCCAUUUGCACAGACUUUUGGUACCAACCUUGAAGACAUAAAACAGAGCCCAGAAACAAGCAUAGCAGUACCUAGCAUUGGCCUCUCUGCAGAGCCAAAAGGGCAGAAAGACUGGUUCAUCGAAAUGCCGAUGGAAUCCAAGAAGGAUGAAUGGGGUCUAGCUGCCCCAAUAUCUCCUGGUCCCUUGACACCCAUGAGGGAAAAAGAUGUACUAGAGGAUAUCCCAAGAUGGGAAGGGAAGCAGUUUGACUCACCCAUGCCAAGUCCCUUUCACAGUGGAAGUUUCACUCUUCCUUUAGAUACUAUGAAGAAUGAGGGAGUUGCAGAAGUGUCCAGACCCUUUGCCCCUGUCUUCUUCCAACCAGAUGACAAAACGUCUCUGCAGGACACCACUGGUCUAGCUACUGCCAAAGAUAGUUCCAGAGAUGAGGAGCCACAGAAAGAUAGCGCAGACAAGGUGGUAGAUGUUCCAGUCUCAGAAGCUGCCACUUUACCCAAAGAUGUUCAUAGUCCAUUUCUGGAAGGAUAUGUCAGGGACAAUGUUUCAGGGGAAGAAGAGAGUAUCACAAAUCAAGAGAAAAAAGAAACUUCAACACCCAGUAGACAGGAGCCUACGCUCCAUGAAAACGAACCACAGACAAAGCUUGAAGAUAAAACAACUGUUUCCAUUGAAGAAGCUGUGGCAAAAGAACACGAAACCCCAAAACUGAGAGAUGAUAAAACAGAUGUGAUUCAGAUCUCCACUGAGCAUUCUAUCUCCAAAGAAGAACAGAAAGUCCAAGGACAUUCAGCCGAAGAGUUAAAACAGGACUCCUUCCCUGUAAGUCUGGAACAAGCAGUUACAGAUCUAGCCAUGGCCUCCAAGACCUUGGAAAAAGUGACACCUGAGCCAGAGGCAGUAAGUGAAAAGAGAGAAAUCCAGGGACUUUUUGAGGAGAACAUAGCUGUCAAAGAUAAGUUGGAAGGAGUUGGAUCUGCAACAGUAGCUGAGGUUGAUGUGCCAUUUUAUGAAGAUAAAUCUGGGAUGUCCAAGUAUUUUGAAACAUCUACACUGAAAGAAGAAGAGACAAAGAGCAAACAGUUGGGCAGUGAUUACUAUGAACUGAGUGAUGCGAGAGGAAGUACCGAGGAAUCGCUUGACACUGCAUCUCCCAAGAAUCAACCCGAUGAAAAGGAACUUCCGGCCAAAGAAUCCCAGCCGAGCGCUCCAGCGCAAGAAGCAGGGUACAGCACUCUGGCCCAGGGUUAUGCAUCUGAUUAUCCACCUGAGUUACCUGAAGAACCAAGUUCUCCUCAAGAAAGAAUGUUCACUAUUGACCCAAAAGUUUACGGGGAGAAAAGAGGCCUUCACAGUAAGAACAAGGAUGAUCUGACACUGAGUCGAAGUUUAGGGCUUGGUGGUAGGUCUGCCAUAGAACAAAGAAGCAUGUCUAUCAAUUUGCCCAUGUCUUGCCUCGAUUCCAUUGCCCUUGGGUUUAACUUUGGCCGUGGCCAUGAUCUCUCCCCUCUGGCUUCUGAUAUUCUAACAAACACUAGCGGAAGCAUGGAUGAAGGAGAUGAUUACCUGCCGCCCACCACACCAGCAGUAGAGAAAGUCCCUUGCUUCCCAACAGAGAGCAAAGAGGAAGAAGGGAAGACGGAGGAAGCAAAAACGACUGGGGAGCAGACCAUUCAAGUUGAAACAUCUUCUGAGUCACCCUUCCCAGCCAAAGAAUAUUAUAAAAAUGGUACUGUCAUGGCCCCUGAUCUGCCUGAGAUGCUAGAUCUGGCAGGAACCAGGUCCAGAUUAGCUUCUGUGAGUGCAGAGGCUGAGGUCGCCAGGAGGAAAUCAGUCCCGUCCGAGGCUGUGGUUGCUGAGAGUAGUACAGGUUUGCCACCUGUCGCUGAUGAAAACCAAGUCACUGUAAAACCUGACAGUCAGCUUGAAGACAUGGGAUACUGUGUGUUCAAUAAAUACACAGUCCCUCUCCCGUCACCAGUUCAAGACAGUGAGAAUCUGUCAGGAGAGAGUGGUUCAUUUUAUGAAGGAACCGAUGACAAGGUCCGUAGAGAUUUGGCCACAGACCUUUCCCUGAUUGAAGUAAAACUUGCAGCUGCUGGAAGGGUCAAAGAAGAGAUUGCUGCCGAGAAAGAGGCAUCUUCACCCACAUCUGCUGACAAAUCAGGACUGAGUAGGGAGUUUGACCAUGACAGGAAACCUAGCGACAAACUGGAUACUGUCCUAGAGAAGAGCGAAGAGCAUGUUGAUUCAAAAGAACAUGCCAAGGAGACAGAAGAGGCCAGUGAUAAAGUAGAGCUCUUCGGAUUAGGUAUAACCUAUGAGCAAGCCUCCACCAAUGUACUGGCAACAACAACUAAAGAUGCAUCACCUGAGAAAGCAGAAAAAGGUCUCAGUUCAGUGCCAGAGGUAGCUGAGGCAGAGCAAACCACAAAAGCCGAUCAAGGUCUAGAUUUUGCUGCAAAGAUAGCUGAGCAGUGUCAGUUAGAUAUAAAAGUCAGUGACUUUGGACAAAUGGCAUCGGGGAUGAAUGUGGAUGCUGGAAAAGCCACAGAGCUUAAGUUCGAGGCUUUACCCCAAGAAGCAGAUACAUUCAUGGGUGUUGAGUCUGGCCACAUGAAAGAAGGUGUCAAAGUCAAUGAAACAGAAGUCAAAGAGAAGGUGGCAAAGCCUGACUUGGUGCAUCAGGAGGCUGUAGACAAAGAAGAGUCCUACGAGUCUAGUGGUGAGCACGAAAGCCUCACCAUGGAGUCUCUGAAGCCUGACGAGGGCAAGAAGGAAAUCUCUCCAGAGUCAUCACUCAUUCAAGAUGAAGUUGCCCUAAAACUGUCUGUGGAAAUCCCUUGCCCGCCUCCUGUUUCAGAGGCUGGUUCAUCCACUGAUGAGAAAGCUGAGGUCCAAAUGGAAUUUAUUCAGCUGCCCAAGGAAGAGAGCACAGAGACUCCGGAUAUACCUGCCAUACCUUCUGAUGUCACCCAGCCACAGCCUGAAGCAAUUGUGUCUGAACCAGCAGAGGUCCCAAGUGAGGAAGAAGAGAUAGAAGCUAGGGGAGAAUAUGACAAACUGCUCUUCCGUUCAGAUACCCUCCAGAUUACUGACCUGGUUGUCCCAGCAAGUAGGGAGGAAUUUGUGGAGACCUGCCCAGGUGAGCACAAAGGUGUGAUUGAGUCUGUGGUGACCAUUGAGGAUGAUUUCAUCACUGUAGUGCAAACCACGACUGAUGAAGGGGAGUCGGGGUCCCAUAGUGUGCGCUUUGCAGCUCUAGCUCAGCCUGAGGAAGAAAGGAGGCCAUGCCCUCAUGAUGAAGAGCUUGAGGCAGAGAUGGCAGCAGAAGCCCAGGCAGAACCCAAGGAUGGCUCUCCAGAUGCUCCAGCUGAGAAAGAAGAAGUUGCAUACUCGGAAUACAAAACAGAAACCUAUGACGAUUACAAGGACGAGACCACCAUUGAUGACUCCAUCAUGGAUGCCGACAGCCUAUGGGUGGACACUCAAGAUGAUGAUAGAAGCAUCAUGACAGAACAGUUAGAAACUAUUCCUAAAGAGGAGAAAGCUGAGAAGGAAGCUCGGAGACCAUCUCUCGAGAAACAUAGAAAAGAAAAACCUUUUAAAACUGGGAGAGGCAGAAUUUCCACUCCUGAAAGAAAAGUAGCUAAAAAGGAACCUAGCACGGUCUCCAGAGAUGAAGUGAGAAGGAAAAAAGCAGUUUAUAAGAAGGCUGAACUUGCUAAAAAAACAGAAGUUCAGGCCCACUCUCCUUCCAGGAAAUUCAUUUUAAAACCUGCUAUCAAAUACACUAGACCAACUCAUCUCUCCUGUGUUAAGCGGAAAACCACAGCAGCAAGUGGUGAAUCAGCUCAGGCCCCCAGUGCAUUUAAGCAGGCGAAGGACAAAGUCACUGAUGGAAUAACCAAGAGCCCGGAAAAGCGAUCUUCCCUCCCGAGACCUUCCUCCAUCCUCCCUCCUCGCAGGGGUGUGUCAGGAGACAGGGAGGAGAACUCCUUCUCUCUGAACAGCUCCAUCUCUUCAGCACGACGGACCACAAGGUCAGAGCCAAUUCGCAGAGCUGGAAAGAGUGGCACCUCAACACCUACCACUCCUGGAUCCACUGCAAUCACCCCUGGCACUCCCCCAAGCUACUCUUCACGCACCCCAGGCACCCCUGGGACUCCCAGCUACCCCAGAACACCAGGAACCCCCAAAUCUGCUAUCUUGGUGCCCAGUGAGAAGAAGGUCGCCAUCAUCCGCACUCCUCCAAAGUCCCCAGCCACUCCCAAGCAGCUUCGGCUGAUUAACCAGCCCCUGCCAGACCUGAAGAAUGUCAAAUCCAAAAUCGGCUCAACUGACAACAUCAAAUACCAGCCUAAGGGGGGCCAGGUUAGGAUUUUAAACAAGAAGAUCGAUUUUAGCAAAGUUCAGUCAAGAUGUGGUUCCAAGGAUAACAUCAAACAUUCUGCUGGGGGCGGAAAUGUACAGAUUGUUACUAAGAAGAUAGAUUUAAGCCAUGUGACAUCCAAAUGUGGCUCUCUAAAGAACAUCCGUCACAGGCCAGGUGGUGGCCGUGUGAAAAUUGAGAGUGUAAAACUGGACUUCAAGGAAAAGGCCCAAGCUAAAGUUGGUUCACUUGACAAUGCUCACCAUGUACCUGGAGGUGGUAAUGUGAAGAUUGACAGCCAAAAGUUGAACUUCAGAGAGCAUGCAAAGGCCCGCGUAGACCAUGGGGCUGAGAUCAUCACACAGUCCCCAAGCAGGUCAAGCGUGGCAUCCCCCCGACGGCUCAGCAAUGUCUCCUCUUCUGGGAGCAUCAACCUGCUCGAAUCCCCUCAGCUUGCCACUUUGGCUGAGGACGUCACUGCUGCGCUUGCUAAGCAGGGCUUGUGAAUACUUCUCCUUUAGCACUGGAGAAAUAUUUAGGCAUGAGCUCUUGGCAGGAGUGGGCUCUGAGCAGGUGUCACAUUCAUUCUCUACAAACCAUAGAUAAAUAAUCUCAUCCCCCAAACUGUAGUAAUUGUUACAAUUUUAUAUUAAAAAAAUGAAUAGUAUAUGCAGAAAAUGACCUGAUUUCCAUCCGCAACAGAAACACAUGGCUUUACAUGGAUACAAUUGGACAAUUAUUUUCGCUCUGCUCUGUUUUGCAUGGAGUAUUAUUAUUAUUAUUAUAAUUUUUAAAAAUUGCAUUUUUACCUUUCAUGUGCCUGAAGGCUAUCCAAUACAUUCUGAAAGGCCUUGUUAAAAAUCCAAGCUGCUCAUUUCACUAUUCUGUUUAUGGUUGAAAAUAUUAAAAACUGCCCAUUGUCACUUACUACAGGUUAAAUGAAAUCAAGGAGUCUGAUUGCAGGAAGGAAAGAGCAUGUGAGAAACACAUUUUUUUUUAAAAGUGUUAUUUUGUAUAAAUGGGAAGAAAGAUGUAACUAAGUUAUUAACAUUUGGGACCUGGAUGAUUAUAUCAGAGUAUACCAUUCCAAUAAAUUAUUUAACUAAAAGCUAGAUAUAAAGCAUCUGAGCUGCGGUUGAAGAAGUAGUGUCAAAGUGCAUCUCUCAAGAGUGAUGCACUUUAGGAUGGGCUUGUGUCUGAUUAGAAUGUAAGUUGAUUGGCUAGAUUUGUGUCCACACAAUCAGUUUCACACCCCCAUUUCAUCUGUUUGAUACAGUAUUAUAGAUAUAAAUAUAUAUAUAUAUAUUUCUCUGUGGCCAUUUGUGAUACUUCCUCAUAUACUUGAAUAUGAUACAUCUUUAUUCACAGUAUCUGUGUCUCCUGCACCCUUUGGUGUUGCGAUUUUAGGUAUGUGUGAGUAGAUGUUAGCAGGGUUCUCUCUCCCUAUUUAAAACUACAUUUUAAAAAGAUGAAACGUUUUAGCAUGAAGUUUGCUUCUCUGUAACAACUUAAAGCUGUAACCCUGUUUCAGUGGCAGAAUCAAGUCUCUCCCGUGAUGCUAGAAAUUUUUAUUUUUCUUUGCUCUCACCGACAUGGAGUUUGUGGAGUGGGUCCAGUUAUACAUAGAAGGGUUACAGACUGUUGGUUCAAGGAUCAUGGAUUGAUCUCAUGUUCAGCCACAGAAUAACUGGGUUUUAUUCCUAUAACCAUUCAUGAAACCGAUUCCUUAUUAUUUGUUUCCUCUCUUCUUUUUCUUGUUUCCAUUUGCUAAAGUUGAAACCAGGAAUAUGAUUUUGUAUAUGUUCUCCUGUUUUCCAAAUAGUAUCUGUUGAUUAAAUUCUCUGAUAUUUGGCUUCCAAACCCCAAAGACCCCUUGAUCAAAAAAAGGCAACAUAUUAAAAAGAUACAUACAUUAAAAACUUUGAGACACAGAUACCUAAGUUCAUCGCUCCAGGAUUCCACAUCGCCAUCUGUACAGGAACAUGGUAUGACUUAUUUAUCAGUAAAUAUUAUUCUUCUUAUUUCAAAUGCAGUCUAGACAUCACAAUUCAAUUAAUUCAAUUUAAAAAUAAUACUUUAUGAAUAAGCAAUAGUCAAUGGCCCAAAAUAGAGCAAAGCAUCAUCAAACCGGGUGGACUUUUUUCUUAAUAUUUUAUUUGUUCUUUUUCCUGCUCAGGAUUGGUAGAUUGACUCUGAAGAGUUAAAUGUGAGAAAUUGGCUAGGUUAUUUUUAUGUCUGUGAAACAAACCAAGCCCUGAAAAUAAAGGAGAAGGUGAAUAUGAGCAGGACAGAGAGGUGUCGGAGUAUCCAAAACAGAAGGCAAGGUGAUGCAAAACUGGAGAGAGACAGGUGGCGUUUUAGUGACCUAUGGAGUAUUAUGGCCAAUGGAAAGCCACAUGGAAAACUUAGCAUCAACCCGAGACUAUCUUCUCAGAUAAGAGGCUGAACACACACACACACACACACACACACACACACUCCAAAAACAUGUGUUUGUUUUUAAAUUGGUUCUUUUUGAAAUAAUUUGAAAACUACUGAAUAAUGUUUGUUUUCAAUUCAUCCGUUACCUUCUCUCAAAAUGCACAAGGAACAGAAAAAGAUAAUUGUGUGUGAAGAAGAACAGUCUUUUCUUACAUGUUUUGAUAGUGCUAGAUAUGGACUGAAGUUAUCUAGGAAGAAAGAAGUGAAUGGAUAAUUAGUGUGGUCUUAAACUAUAAGGAAAAUAAUUCCAGCCUAGUUUAUCAUAAAAAUUAAGAGUAAGAGAAUGUUUUCUAAGUGUUAAAAUUUAAUUUCUUAGAACGUGUGUUGGAAAUGAAAUGAGAUUAUGUAAGCCCCAAUGUUAAUAGAUCUGGCACUAAAAUAAUCAUUUAUUUCUAAUGUCAAGACAAUUAUAAUGAAUACAAGUUCCUGUUUUAUGUGGAAAUGUGAUUCUAUAUCAAGUUGACACCACACGAAGGAUCUGAAUUUUUGGACCAGACAGAGACAGAGAAAGGCACAGGCUACAACCAUUUUCUUAUGGGAAUCUGGGAUGGAUCCCACCGUACCUACUCUCUUAAGAUAAUGACUCAAAUUAAGCUUUUUGCACACCACUUCUGUGGGGAUACACAUACGCUGAUCUAGAAAUGAAAGCUUCACGGUUCCAUUUCUAGAUCCACUAAUGCCAGUUUCUCUUGGGCCCCGGCCUUUGAGAACCUGUUUAAGAAUACGUAAGUAUCCAGAGCUCUGAAGAGUUUGAAGGCCGACUUUUCCAGUGAACUCAUGCACUCUGGGUCUCCUGCGCCUGAAAAUUGGGUACCUUGCAACAAUGCGGGAAGGAUCCGAGCUUAUGAUGAGUUUCAAAGGCCGUGUUCAUUUAGGAACUAACUCUCUCUGGAUCCACCUGCUGAGUUCCAGCAGGAUGAGGGGCUGAAAUCCCACCCAUAGGAAAGAUGCCUGUGCAAUUCCAGUUCAGUUUGGCUGAAGGUAGCUGAAGGAAGAGGUCCAGGAAACAGAAAAAUAGACCCCGGUUGGCCUUCUCCACACACACACACACACACACACACACACACACACACAGGUGGCGUAGAAGGGAGGUCAGCAGCCGAACGGAGCAUCAUGUCAGCAGUAGUAAAGGAAUAGUCUAAACAUGCAUGCUUCUGCCGUAGCUGCAUUUAGAGUCUUCCUCUUAUUUUUCAUGCCGCAGGAAAGAAAGGAGAUGAUUUGUAGUAGAAGUAGCGAAGAAAAGUAGAUUAAUCGGUUGGAGAGGCAAAUUUCAGGCAUUUCUUCAAAGACGGAUAUGCUAAAAUCAGCACUGGUGUUUGUGGUUUUUACACCUAGAAUUUUGAGCCUGAACAUGUAGAAUGAGGCCAAGAGUCCUCUGUAGGGAAAAGAUUUUUUUUCAACCCCCCAAAAAAUGCCAAUCAUGAAAGUCCACUUCAACUUUAGCAAAAAGGAAAGAAAUUUUUUUCAACACAAAGUGUACUCUGUAUGCUGGGAUCCCAAGGUUCUGACACACCACUACAGAUCUGUGGGGGGGUCUUUCUUCUGAUAAUUCUAGAGCCUGUUACCAUAGAAAGGCAUUUCUUCAAUGGCUGGUUGUAGUUAGUUCAUGUUUUUCAAUCAAUUUGCAAAUGUAUUUGUUGCUGUAUAGUGAUUGUUUUGCAAAAUAAAAUUGCUUGUCACCUAA
Molecule: messenger RNA, 10201 nt
Organism: Meriones unguiculatus (Mongolian gerbil)
Lineage: Eukaryota; Metazoa; Chordata; Mammalia; Rodentia; Muridae
Gene: Map2
Product: microtubule associated protein 2
Exons: 18
Coding region: 528-6542 (2004 amino acids)
Biological process (GO): microtubule cytoskeleton organization; neuron projection development
Cellular component (GO): neuron projection
Molecular function (GO): microtubule binding
Source: RefSeq, a predicted model, not a curated record